UAGAAUACUCUAUUAACACUUCACUCUUGCAUCUUCAAGCAUCUACCAUUCUCUUAUCUUCUCAUUGCUAUUACCACUCUUCUGUAUUACAUCGGAACUGAAAGAAGCUUACUUAGAACAAACAAAGCAUAGAAAAAAUGGUCCUGCAACUGCAGGCAGCCUCUAGACCUGUACCAACAACCAAGUCUUGUUUGGCUACAACAGGCAAUGCUGGUCUGCGAAGACCAUCUGAUCGAUUUGCUCUUAAGUCAUCUUUUUUCUCUCCAUCACUCAACCUCUUGCUUUCCUCUCUACCACGCACUCCUGCUUCUGCUGCACCCAGAUUUUCCAUGCGUGUUGCCUCCAAGCAAGCCUAUAUUUGUCGUGAUUGCGGGUAUAUAUAUAAUGAGAGAACUCCCUUUGAGAAAUUACCUGACAAGUAUUUCUGUCCUGUCUGUGGUGCUCCUAAACGAAGAUUCAGGUCCUACCAACCUGCUGUGGUAAAAAAUGCUAAUGCAACAGAUGUUCGAAAGGAACGGAAAGCACAAAUUCAAAGAGAGGAAGCAAUUGGGCGGGCACUCCCGAUAGCAAUCGUGGUGGGAAUUGUGGCACUUGGGGGAUUAUACUUCUACCUCAACAACACCUUUAGUUGAAUAGUUGGGUAGAAGCCAAAUGUCUGUUGUUGACAGAAUUAUUCUUGUAAUGUCAUCUUAUUUCUCAAAGUUCCUUCUGAUUACACUAUACAUUUUCCAUUCACGAUCAAUAGCUGAAAAGGAAAUAUCCUCACUGUUCUGAGUA
Quercus robur (English oak) is the source of this 777-nucleotide messenger RNA. RefSeq lists its product as uncharacterized. Bases 138 to 632 code for a protein of 164 amino acids. The record is from RefSeq and is a predicted model, not a curated record. Gene Ontology annotation, molecular function: iron ion binding. The transcript is spliced from 4 exons. NCBI's taxonomy places the organism in Eukaryota, Viridiplantae, Streptophyta, Magnoliopsida, Fagales, Fagaceae.